AUGCUUCAGUCAAAACCAUCGCAACUCCAUAGACGGUUUUUGUCUGGUUUACUGCGUGUCAAACGCUACCCAUUAAGGCGGAUUCUGUUCCCACUCGUCCUGCUGCAGAUCAUCAUUGUGACGUUCAUCUGGUCGAACCCGCGGCAACAUAAUGCAUUCCAAGAAGGAACAAGCUACUUGCCUCAUUACAACGAUAUCGACAGCGAUGACAACUCUUGGUAUGGUUUCCUGACUUCGUCCCUAAAAAACGAUCGUAAGAUGCAGUUCGCCAAGACGUUAUACGAGAAUCUAAAAUUCAGUACCGACCCUAGAUGGGUGAAUGAAUAUACACUACAAAAAGAUCUGCUCAUAGUAAAGAUGGGCCCUCAAAAGAGCAAAAAGCUCGAAUCUGUCAACGACUUGAAGUUUUAUGACUUUGACCCCCGUCUGACGUGGUCCGUUGUGCUGAACCACCUGCAAAAUAAUGACGCAAAUAAGCCGGAGAAACUGCCCUUUUCUUGGUAUGAUUGGACUACAUUCCACGAGCUGAAUAAAUUGAUUUCCAUUGAAAACACCACUCUACCUUGCAAUUUUCUUUUCCAAUCCGCCUUCGAUAAAGAGUCUUUGGAUGCCAUUGAGAAGGAACUCGGCGAACCUUUGUUCCUAUACGAAAGAAACAAAUAUGCGAAGAAAAUGUGGUAUAAGACCGCAAGGAACCAGGACAGAAUCAAGGACACAAAGGAACUAGAAAAGCAUUGUUCUAAGCUGUUUUCCCCAAACGGGGAUGGUUCUCCCAAGGAUUUGAAAUUUAAUACGCAGUUCCGGAUAAUGGAGCUGUAUGAUAAAGUCAGGGCAGAAGUUUUUCAAUUGCAGGCAAGAAACUACAUCUUAACCAGUCAGUCUCCUCCGCUGUCCAUUUCCAUCAUUGAAUCGGACAAUUCCACAUACCAGGUGCCCUUGCAAACAGAUAAGUCUAGGAACUUGGUGCAAUCCGGUAUGUUGCAGAAGUAUAUUACUGAUAACGUCAAUUCUACGAACAAAAAGAAGAAGAAAAUGAACCAGGACGUGGUGUUCAACCACAACAGUCUUUUUCAGAAAUUUGUCUCCAAUCAUGAAACGAACUCCCUAUAUAAACUCGAUAUCAAAGAAACUGAUAAAUCUACCUUUGACAAGGAUCUGGUAGAAUUAUCCUUUUCAGAUUUUUCGUUUGAUGCAUCCAAGAGAAUUGAAGAGUUGGAGUCACAGAAGAAACUCGAUCCAGACAAUUUUUCCGCACAUAACGAGAACUAUUUGAAAAGUUUGAAAAACUCCAUAAAGGUAAGUCCUGCAAUGCAAAGAAAGUUCUUUUAUGAAGCUGGUGCCGUUAAACAAUAUAAAGGUAUGGGCUUCCACCGUGACAAAAGAUUUUUCAAUGGUGACACAUUGAUCAAUGACAAGCAAGAAUACCAGGCAAGACUGAAUUCGAUGAUUAGGACUUUUCAAAAAUUUACAAAGGCCAAUGGUAUCAUAUCUUGGUUGUCUCAUGGUACACUGUAUGGCUAUCUUUACAAUGGGAUGGCUUUUCCUUGGGACAAUGAUUUCGAUUUACAAAUGCCCGUCAAGCAUCUACAUUGGCUCAGCCAGUACUUCAAUCAAUCUUUAAUACUGGAAGAUCCACGAGAGGGUAAUGGUCGUUACUUCCUUGACGUCAGUGACUCUUUGACAGUAAGAGUCAAUGGUAACGGUAAAAACAAUAUUGAUGCGAGAUUCAUUGACGUUGACACAGGACUUUAUAUUGAUAUCACCGGUUUAGCUAGUACCUCUGCCCCCAGUAGAGAUUACUUGAACUCGUACAUCGAAGAGCGCUUGCAGGAGGAACAUUUGGACAUCAAAAAUAUCCCAGAAUCCGAUGGUGAAACCGCUAUUUUUCCCGAUAAAGUGGAUGAUGGGCUGGUCAAUUUGGCUACUCUGAACAUCACUGAAUUACGUGAUUACAUUGACAGUGACGAAAAUAAAAAGCAUAAAAGGAUUUCUUCUAAUAAUGAUCUGAAAAAUCUCUUGAAAAAGGAAUUGGAGGAGCUGCCCAAGUCUGGGACCAUUGAGAACAAGUUGAACCCGAAGCAAAGAUAUUUCCUCAAUGAUAAAUUGAAACUCUAUAACUGUAGAAACAAUCAUUUUAACUCCUUUGAAGAAUUGUCUCCCUUAAUCAAUACUGUUUUCCAUGGUGUACCCGCGCUGAUUCCUCACAGACAUACGUACUGUUUGCAGAAUGAAUACCACGUACCUGAUAGAUAUGCAUUUGAUGCUUACAAGAAUACAGCCUACUUGCCCGAAUUCAGGUUUUGGUUUGAUUACAAUGACUUGAAAAAAUGCAGUAACAUUAAUUCGUGGUAUCCAAAUAUCCCCAGCAUCAAUUCAUGGAAUCCAAACCUCUUGAAAGAUAUCUCUUCUACAAAAUUUGAGUCUAAACUUUUCGAUUCCAACAAGGUCUCUGAGUAUUCUUUCAAAAACCUGUCCAUGGACGACGUUCGCUUAAUUUAUAAAAAUAUCCCAAAAGCUGGCUUUAUCGAGGUAUUUACUAAUUUGUACAAUUCUUUUAACGUCACGGCCUAUAGGCAGAAGGAAUUGGAAAUUCAGUAUUGUCAAAACUUGUCAUUUAUUGAGAAGAAAAAGCUAUUACAUCAAUUACGCAUUAAUGUUGCUCCCAAGCUAAAUUCGCCCGCCAAAGAUCCCUUCCUUUUCGCUUAUGAAAAGGCCAUGUGGGAAAAUUUAUCAAAUAUCAUGAACAAGACUACAUUAGAACAUGUUACUAAGUUAGUUCAUGAAGAAUAUGCUGGAAAGAUAAUCGAUUUGUCUGUCAGUCUAAAAUAUAGGAAUUUCUCACUUUUCAAUAUCACUUCUGAUGAAACUGGGAAUAUUCCAGAUGGCAAUACAGUUGAUUAUAAACUUCCUAGCAAUGUUGAUGUAAAUCCUGCGGAUUUUAGAUCGAGUCUGAACUUGAGUAGUAACGCCUUUUUGAAUUUGAAUUCCUACGGUUUAGAUCUUUUUGCGCCUACUUUAUCCGAUGCUAAUAGGAAAGGUAUUAGAAUGUUUGAUAAGGAUCCAAUUGUUAUAUACGAGGACUAUGCGUAUCUAAAAGUGCUUGAAGAAAGAAAGAAGAGGGAAAAGAAGAAGAAAGAAGAGGAAGAGAAGAAGAAAAAGGAAGAAGAGAAGAAGAAGAAAGAAGAGGAAGAGAAGAAGAAGAAAGAAGAAGAAGAGAGGAAAAAGAAAGAGGAGGAAGAGAAGAAGAAGAAAGAAGAGGAAGAGAGGAAGAAGAAAGAAGAGGAAGAGAAGAAGAAGAAAGAAGAGGAAGAAAAGAAGAAGAAAGAAGAGGAAGAGAAGAAGAAGAAAGAAGAGGAAGAAAAGAAGAAGAAGGAAGAGGAAGAGAAGAAGAAGGAAGAGGAAGAAAAGAAGAAGAAGGAAGAGGAACAGAAUAAUCAUAAUGCACAAAACUAA
Messenger RNA from Saccharomyces mikatae IFO 1815, 3453 nucleotides. RefSeq names its product Mnn4p (gene MNN4). The record is from RefSeq and is a predicted model, not a curated record. Bases 1 to 3453 code for a protein of 1150 amino acids. The transcript has a single exon. NCBI's taxonomy places the organism in Eukaryota, Fungi, Ascomycota, Saccharomycetes, Saccharomycetales, Saccharomycetaceae.